GCGCGUGUGUGUGUGUGAUUAGCCAGUACGCAGCACUUCCCCAGGGUUGUGUUUCCUUUUUCCUGAGAUUUGGCGAAGGGUAAAGGGUCGGAGUCACAUGGAUACAAAGCUUUUGAUUAAUGUCCAAGUCACUGCUGUGGCUGCCGAAGCCGCUUCCCCUCCAGCCCCGGCCGUGUGAGGCCAGAGCAGCGGGGCCGGGCGCGCAGGGCCUGGCCGGAGCCCCCACUCCCAGGAGUUUCCUCUGCAGAGCCCCGCGCCCCACGCGCCGGGAUUUCAGCCCGAUCCCCUCCUCUCCCGCGCCCAGCCUCUCCCCAGCAUGUAAAGUCUUCUGUCUCUCCUCGGAGUUGGCGGAGGCGGCAACUUUCCAUUCUCGCCGCCGGGGGCCGGGCAGCAGCGGGCGCGCGGGUCAGCGCUCAGCACGGCGGGCAGCGCCGCGCACCGCCGCCGACCAUGAGCGAGGACAGCCGCGGAGACAGCCGCGCCGAGAGCGCCAAGGACCUGGAGAAGCAGCUUCGCCUGCGCGUGUGCGUGCUCAGCGAGCUCCAGAAGACCGAGCGGGACUAUGUGGGCACGCUGGAGUUCCUGGUGUCGGCAUUCUUACACCGAAUGAACCAGUGUGCAGCAUCAAAAGUUGACAAAAAUGUGACAGAAGAAACAGUGAAGAUGUUGUUCUCAAACAUUGAAGACAUCCUUGCAGUACAUAAAGAAUUCUUAAAAGUCGUGGAAGAAUGCUUACACCCUGAACCUAAUGCUCAACAAGAAGUGGGAACCUGCUUUCUUCACUUUAAAGACAAGUUUCGUAUCUAUGAUGAGUAUUGUAGUAACCAUGAGAAGGCACAAAAAUUACUUCUUGAACUCAACAAAAUAAGAACAAUCCGGACGUUUCUUUUGAACUGCAUGCUGCUUGGAGGACGGAAGAACACAGAUGUUCCCUUGGAAGGAUAUUUAGUAACACCAAUACAAAGAAUAUGCAAGUACCCUCUUAUUUUGAAGGAGUUGCUGAAGCGGACUCCACGGAAACACAGUGACUAUGCAGCAGUGAUGGAAGCCCUCCAAGCCAUGAAAGCUGUCUGUUCCAACAUAAACGAGGCCAAGAGACAGAUGGAGAAGUUAGAAGUUUUAGAGGAAUGGCAGUCUCACAUUGAAGGCUGGGAGGGGUCCAACAUCACUGACACCUGCACUGAAAUGCUAAUGUGUGGAGUCUUACUGAAAAUUUCUUCUGGAAAUAUUCAAGAACGGGUGUUUUUUCUUUUCGAUAAUCUUUUGGUGUACUGCAAAAGAAAACACAGACGGUUGAAGAACAGCAAGGCAUCUACAGAUGGACAUCGGUACCUUUUUCGUGGCCGGAUCAACACGGAGGUGAUGGAAGUGGAGAAUGUGGAUGAUGGCACUGCUGAUUUCCAUAGCAGUGGACACAUUGUUGUUAAUGGAUGGAAGAUACAUAACACAGCAAAAAAUAAAUGGUUUGUUUGUAUGGCAAAAACACCUGAAGAGAAGCAUGAAUGGUUUGAAGCUAUUUUGAAAGAAAGAGAACGGCGGAAAGGUUUAAAAUUAGGAAUGGAGCAAGAUACCUGGGUCAUGAUCUCUGAACAGGGUGAGAAACUUUAUAAAAUGAUGUGCAGACAAGGAAAUCUGAUCAAAGACAGAAAAAGAAAACUGACUACGUUCCCUAAAUGCUUUCUUGGAAGCGAAUUUGUGUCAUGGCUGUUGGAAAUUGGAGAGAUUCACAGGCCUGAGGAAGGCGUGCACUUGGGACAAGCAUUAUUAGAAAAUGGAAUCAUUCACCAUGUUACUGAUAAACAUCAGUUCAAACCAGAACAGAUGUUAUAUAGAUUUCGCUAUGAUGAUGGAACAUUUUAUCCAAGAAAUGAGAUGCAGGACGUGAUUUCAAAGGGUGUAAGAUUAUAUUGUCGUCUUCAUAGCCUUUUUACUCCAGUGAUAAGAGAUAAAGAUUACCAUUUAAGGACCUACAAAUCUGUGGUCAUGGCCAACAAACUGAUAGACUGGUUAAUUGCACAGGGAGAUUGCCGCACCAGAGAAGAGGCAAUGAUAUUUGGCGUUGGACUCUGUGACAAUGGAUUUAUGCACCAUGUCCUUGAAAAAAGCGAAUUCAAAGAUGAACCCCUACUUUUCCGUUUUUUUUCGGAUGAGGAAAUGGAAGGAUCAAAUAUGAAACAUCGACUUAUGAAACAUGACUUAAAAGUUGUGGAAAAUGUUAUAGCUAAGUCAUUAUUGAUUAAAUCCAAUGAAGGCAGCUAUGGCUUUGGGCUAGAAGACAAAAAUAAAGUUCCAAUAAUAAAGUUGGUAGAAAAGGGAUCUAAUGCUGAGAUGGCUGGCAUGGAAGUCGGGAAAAAGAUUUUUGCUAUUAAUGGUGACCUAGUUUUUAUGAGACCUUUCAAUGAAGUGGAUUGCUUCCUGAAAUCGUGUUUAAACAGCAGAAAACCUCUAAGAGUUCUUGUGAGCACAAAGCCAAGAGAGACAGUGAAAAUUCCAGAUUCAGCUGAUGGACUUGGCUUCCAGAUCCGAGGAUUUGGCCCUUCUGUUGUGCAUGCUGUAGGAAGAGGAACUGUGGCUGCAGCAGCUGGCCUUCACCCUGGACAGUGUAUUAUCAAGGUGAAUGGAAUCAAUGUCAGCAAAGAGACACAUGCCAGUGUCAUUGCACACGUUACAGCCUGCAGGAAGUACAGGCGGCCAAUGAAGCAAGAUUCCAUACAAUGGGUUUAUAAUAGCAUUGAGAGUGCUCAAGAAGACCUUCAAAAAUCUCACUCCAAGCCCCCUGGAGAUGAAGCAGGGGAUGCUUUUGACUGUAAAGUAGAAGAGGUUAUUGACAAAUUCAACACUAUGGCCAUCAUUGAUGGGAAGAAGGAGCAUGUGAGUCUGACAGUGGACAAUGUCCACCUGGAAUAUGGUGUCGUGUAUGAGUACGACAGCACAGCUGGCAUCAAGUGCAAUGUGGUGGAAAAGAUGAUUGAGCCCAAAGGUUUCUUCAGCUUAACUGCCAAGAUUCUUGAAGCCCUGGCUAAAAGUGAUGAGCAUUUUGUACAAAACUGUACCAGCCUAAAUUCUCUAAAUGAAGUGAUUCCUACUGACCUUCAGAGUAAAUUCAGUGCCCUUUGCAGUGAAAGAAUUGAACACAUAUGUCAGAGAAUAUCCAGUUAUAAAAAGUUUUCUCGUGUGCUGAAGAAUAGAGCCUGGCCUACUUUUAAACAGGCCAAAUCUAAAAUCUCCCCACUGCACAGCAGUGAUUUCUGCCCUACCAACUGCCAUGUCAACGUGAUGGAAGUUUCUUAUCCCAAAACAUCAACCUCUUUGGGAAGUGCAUUUGGUGUUCAGUUGGAUAGUAGGAAGCAUAAUUCUCAUGAUAAAGAAAACAAAUCUUUGGAGCAAGGGAAACUGAGCCCUAUGGUGUACAUUCAGCAUACCAUCACAACCAUGGCGGCCCCUUCAGGUCUGUCUCUGGGACAGCAGGAUGGCCAUGGUCUCAGGUAUCUGCUAAAAGAAGAAGACUUAGAAACCCAAGACAUCUAUCAGAAACUGCUGGGCAAACUUCAGACUGCACUGAAAGAGGUGGAGAUGUGUGUUUGUCAAAUAGAUGACCUUCUGUCUUCAAUAACAUAUUCUCCUAAAUUAGAACGUAAGACAUCAGAGGGCAUAAUACCAACAGACAGUGACAAUGAGAAGGGAGAAAGAAACAGCAAACGGGUAUGUUUUAAUGUAGCAGGAGAUGAACAGGAAGAUUCUGGUCAUGAUACCAUCAGCAACAGAGACUCUUACAGUGACUGCAACAGCAAUAGGAAUUCCAUCGCCUCCUUCACCAGCAUCUGCAGCAGCCAGUGCAGCUCGUAUUUCCACAGUGAUGAAAUGGACUCAGGUGAUGAACUUCCCCUAAGUGUUCGCAUAUCUCAUGAUAAACAGGACAAGAUACAUAGUUGCCUUGAGCAUCUUUUCAGCCAGGUGGAUUCAAUUACCAAUCUCCUAAAAGGGCAGGCUGUUGUGAGGGCCUUUGACCAAACCAAGUAUCUCACUCCAGGCCGAGGAUUGCAAGAAUUUCAACAGGAAAUGGAACCAAAGCUGAGUUGUCCAAAAAGGCUACGGCUUCAUAUCAAGCAAGAUCCUUGGAAUCUUCCCAGCAGCGUCCGGACUCUUGCUCAGAACAUCAGGAAAUUUGUUGAAGAGGUAAAGUGUAGGAUACUCCUGGCUCUUCUUGAAUAUUCAGAUAGUGAGACACAGCUCCGUAGAGACAUGGUUUUCUGCCAGACUCUUGUGGCCACUGUCUGUGCCUUCUCUGAGCAGCUCAUGGCGGCCUUGAACCAGAUGUUUGACAACAGCAAGGAAAAUGAGAUGGAAACUUGGGAAGCCAGCAGGAGGUGGCUGGACCAGAUAGCAAAUGCAGGUGUUCUUUUUCACUUUCAGUCACUUCUGUCACCAAACUUGACAGAUGAACAAGCCAUGUUAGAAGAUACACUGGUUGCACUAUUUGAUUUGGAAAAGGUUUCCUUUUACUUUAAACCAUCAGAAGAGGAACCCCUGGUUGCAAAUGUUCCUCUUACAUAUCAAGCAGAAGGAAGUCGGCAAGCUCUGAAAGUUUACUUCUACAUUGAUAGUUAUCAUUUUGAACAACUUCCUCAACGGUUGAAAAAUGGAGGAGGGUUUAAAAUUCAUCCUGUUCUUUUUGCACAAGCACUGGAGAGCAUGGAAGGAUAUUAUUACAGAGACAAUGUUUCUGUGGAAGAAUUUCAAGCUCAGAUAAAUGCAGCCUCACUGGAAAAGGUCAAACAGUACAACCAGAAGCUCAGGGCAUUCUACUUGGACAAGUCAAAUUCACCACCAAACUCCACAUCCAAAGCUGCCUAUGUAGAUAAGCUAAUGAGGCCUCUCAAUGCUUUGGAUGAACUUUACCGACUGGUAGCCUCGUUUAUCAGAUCCAAGCGCACAGCUGCCUGUGCAAACACAGCUUGCAGUGCCUCUGGGGUUGGACUGCUGUCAGUUUCCUCGGAACUGUGCAACAGGCUAGGCGCCUGCCACAUCAUCAUGUGCAGCAGCGGUGUGCAUCGGUGCACCCUGAGCGUGACGCUGGAGCAAGCCAUCAUUCUGGCCAGAAGCCACGGACUGCCACCUCGUUACAUCAUGCAGGCUACAGAUGUGAUGCGGAAGCAGGGAGCAAGAGUUCAGAACACAGCGAAGAAUUUGGGAGUCAGAGACCGGACCCCACAGUCUGCACCAAGAGCAGUUACCAGAGUGGGAAUGAUGGCUGCAGCAUUUAUGAAGUAAUAUUUCAUUCUGAAAAACCAUGCGGGUAGUGAAAGUGCUUUCAAAGGGAAAACAUACCUUCCCCCUGAAAAUGGAUGGAGCACUCCUGUUCUAAUUGCACUUAUUUUUAGUGCUGACUCCUAAUUCUAUUUAAUCCUCAAGUUUUGUUAAUGUUGUCUUUCACAGUUGAUUAGGUUAGAAUCUAAGGCUUUCUAUUGCUAGAGGAUUAUUUUUACAUAUGCAUUCUCCAUCCAGCACCUUGGGAGGCAUGGUAUAUUUGGAUAAUAGACCCAGUGAAGUGUUAAAAUUCCAAUAAGAAAACAAGAUCAUGGCUCAGCAAGGUGUUCUUAGCUAGACCUGUAAACACUAAUAAACAGUGGGGUGGGGAUCAGACUUCAGCACGCUGAUCAAUAAACCAAUAUGCAAGCUGAACACAAGAAAAGAAACCAGUGAACUAGCUUUUUUUUUUUUUCUUUAUUGGGUUAUGUUAAAAACACUUGAAACGAAACGCAAUAAAAUGAGCCAGCCAUAAAGUUGACAUUAUCUACAAGGGAGUGAUAGGCCUGAGAGAGAAAGCAAGAGUAAUUUUUAAAAUUUAUUUUAUUUAUUCUUUCAUUCAUUCUGCAAAUAUUUAUUGAGGACCUCAGAAAUGCAAAGCACUCUACUAUGCCCUAAGGAGAGUAUAAACCUGAAUUAGAAAUAGCCCUGGCCCUCACAGAGUUUUCAGUUAAAAAGAUGAGGUGAAGAAGGCAUAAUUACAAGGAAAGGUAGAAAACAGAAAUCACCCUGUGGAGGGUGCAGAGAGAAUGCCAAGGAGCACAGAGGGGCUGGGAUCUCUCCCAACUGAGAACCUGGACUCCAGCCCCAAAGAGUGAGUUGAAGAACACAUUUGGCAGUCAAGGUAAGGCCAUCCAUGGGCAAAGCUGGGAUAAUAUUUCUGGAAACAUCUUCAUGGAGCUGAAGUUUGCUAUCUCUGUCUGAGAUACUAUUUGAUUCAAAUCCUCAACCCAUCCCUAUCAGAGUUUUCCUCUUACCAUCCACUUGAUGUUUUAAAAAAUUUACUCAGAGCAUAUAUAUUGAAUUUCUGCUAUGUGUCUAUAGGUGCCAGGCCCCUUGCUAAAAGCUAGAGGACUAAAGACAUAGUGUUCUCCACCAGUUGUUGAAAUGUAGUAGAGUAACAAUGGAAUAGAAUGAAAAUAGUACCCAGUGGGUGGUGGAAAUAGGCAUAGAUUAUCAUGAGAACACAGAGAAGGGACAUAAUGCAGCCUAAGGACAGAGAGAAGAGGUCACAGAAUACUCCUGGGCCUGUCAGCAUUGUAAUGCAUGUCCCAUACGGGGGAUGCAAUAGUACCAAGGACCACAGAAGAAAUGAUGUUUUGAGAACUAUGCCUAGACCUCAAUGACUGGUGGUUGAAUGUGAUUCAAGUAUGAUGUGAAGUGAGGCUGGAGAUAUAGGCCAGGGCCAGAUCAGAGAGACUUGUAGGAGUACAGAAGAGUUCUGAUUUUAACUUGAAGACAAUAGGGAGGCAUGCAUAAGCAAUCUUCUUAUCUGGAUGAUUUGAAUUUUAGAGUUUAUCUCUGGCAACGUCAGGAGGGCCCAUUUGAGGACAGCUAAGACUGAAGCAGGAGCUUAAAAAAAAUUAUUAGUAUUGAGGCCAAGAUGAGAGGAUGGGUUAGAGAGAUGUUUAGAAGACAGAAUCAAUAGUCUUUGGACACUAAUUGGGUAAAAGAGUUUAGGGAAAAGGAAGAUUCUAGGACGACCACCAAAUCUUUGGCUUGGAUAAUGAGGUGCUGGUGGUUUUUUCCUCUGGGACAGUGGGUGCAGAAGGGAAGCACACGCACAGGGAGGAGAUGGGGAGCUCAGCUUGGUAGUACUGAGAUUGAGCAUCAGUCAUCAUCCCUGGAGAAGACAUUGUGGACAGUGGAAUAUACUGGUCGAAAGCCAAGGAGAAAAGAAUAGUGGCGCUAUAGUCCUAUGAGUCUUUGAUAUUUAGGAGGUAGGUGAAGACACAGAAAUCAAUUUCGUUAUGACAAUCUAUGGGUAAGAGAGAUGAGAGAAGGUCAGGACACCCUCAGGGGAUGUCAGCACUGAAGACAAAGCAGAGGAAGCGGGGCUACAGAAUCUAAAGUGAGUCAUGGACUGGAGAUGGUUGUUCUGGAAUUCAAAAAGGAGCAAUCAGCCAUAGUCACACUACUAGGAGAGUGAGUAUAAUAAUUUAGGAAAUCAGAAAGCUAGAAAGCAGAGUAUCAGAGUUUAAUAAUUCUGAGGUAGGUAAAGCCUGCUCUGGGGAGGGAUGUUUCUUGGACACCCUUGGCUCCAAUGCAUUUUGCAUCCUCCCCUUUAGCAAUCUGUGUCUAAAAGAUGUGUCCAGAACUGCUUUUGGCAUUGGGGUAUUAAGAUGGAUGAGAAACACUUCAUGCACUCAAAGAGUUUGCAGCCUAGUAGAAUACAAACACAAAAUAAAUUUAGAGAAUCAAGUGAAUGGGUAUUGUGAUAGGAUAGAAUGGGUAUGUGAGGAGGGAGUACAAAGGACCUUCCCCCUCCCAGCUUCAUACAUUGGCUCUUCAGGGCAAUAAGCCCCUCUUCCUCAGGAACCAAAUAUUAUAUUCCAGAUGGCGGAUUGCACAUCCAGCACACUGGCUUUAUUCACAAAAUAAAGUUUUUGUUAUGUCACAAAAUCUGGAACUCUUGUGCUACGAAAACCUGAUUUUCUUUACUUGGUUAAUCAGGAGGGGGCAUUCUAUAGUGGUUAAAAGUGAAAAAAAUUGGCCGAGCAUGGUGGCUCAUAUGUGUAAUCCCUGCACUUUGGGAGGCUGAGGUGAGAGAAUUGCUUGAUACUGGGAGUUCAAGACCAGCCUGGGCAACAAAGCAAGACCCUGUCUUUACAUAAAAUAAAAAAUAAAAAAUGGCCGGGUGCAGUGGCUCACGCCUGCAAUCCCAGCACUUUGGGAGGCCGAGGCAGGCGGAUCAUGAGGUCAGGAGAUCAAGACCAUCCUGGCUAACGUGGUGAAACCCCAUCUCUACUAAAAAUAUAAAAAAAAUUAGCUGGGCAUGGUGUCAUGCGCCUGUAGUCCCAGCUACUCGGGAGGCUGAGACAGGAGAAUCUCCUGAACCCAGGAGGUGGAGGUUGCAGUGAGCCGAGAUUGCGCCACUGCACUCCAGCCUGGACGACAGAGCAAGACUCCAUCUCUAAAUAAAUAAAUAAAUAAAUAAACAAGCCAGGCUGUCUGCCUGUGGUCCCACCUACUCAGGAGACUGAGAUGGAAGGAUAGCUUGAGCCUAGGAGGUUGAGGCUGCAGUGAGCUAUGGUCUUACCUCUGCACUCCAGCCUGGGAGACAGAGUGAGACCUUGUCUCUUAAAAAAAAGAAAAAAAAAAAAAGAAAGAAAAAAUGAAAAAAAUGGCUAUGCGACCUUAUUUAGUCAGGAGUUUUUUUCUCUCUGAGACUCAGUUUUCUCAUUUGUGAGAUGGGGAGAAUUGCCCUGGGACAGAGUAUGAUUGAUGCUUUAACCUUGAAAGAGGCGUUUACUUUGUGGUCUCCUUUCACAUAGCUUUUAUUUUUGCUAUGUAGAAAGUUGAAAGGCACCAUCUAUAGCAUGAAGUUGGAAAGUUCUGCUCUUGGCAGAUUUGCAUUUGGGCUACCUGAGGUUAAACAAGAACAGCAGAAAGAAGGCCAAAACCAAACCUUUUUCGUGCAGGGCCACUGAUGUGAGUGGAAUGAGAAUACAAAAGUGCCCCAAAUGAUGGGCAGACCAAGGCCUCACACUGCCCAACAAUUUAUCUGCCAAAAAAUAAAUGCUUCAGUGCAGGAUGAGAGUCCAACUCUUACCUAUUACAUUUCACUUAGAAACUUCAUCUGCCUGUUCUAAAUUCCCAAAGCUCUGCAAUUUCCAUUACAAAUGUGUCUGAACUCAAAUAACCCUGAGUCACUUCCAAGAAGCCUCACAGAAGCUGAAUCUGCCCAGUUCCACCAUACCCAGAGCUAUUAUGUCAUUAGGUGAUCACAGGGAGUAGCCUUUUCUUCAAUUUGCAAGGCAGACAUUUCAAAGACUCGUCUACCCAGUGCUAUUAGUUACAUUACGUGGAAACAUGCUGAGCAAGGUAAUGGAAUGUGAUGGCUCAGCCCAGAUCUCAUGGGGUAGGACAUUCGCCACCCAUCUUCCCAUUCCUGUCCUACGUGACUAAGCCCAUUGUGCCUUUUCAAUCAUUAGGCAGCACUGUCAGGGAAAUAAGAGGAAGGAAAUUAAGAAGAAAAAGAACCUUCUUAUCCUUUCAUUAUCCCAGCCCUGGCAACGCAAUUUGAAGUCACACCAUAUUCUUCAGCUGCAAAAGAAUCUUUGAAGUACAUCGGGUCAAUUGAAUGUAUUCUUUUCUCUGGGAAGGAUGAAAUAAGCUUUUUCUGAUGUGAGAUGUCUUUAUUUCAGUAUUCACCUCUUGCAUGGAGAUAACAUGUAGCGCAUAAACCACCUUCCGGACUUGAAAUACAUUUUGCAGACCUCCAAAGUCAAUAGCUUCUUCUACAUGUUCUCACACUAGGAAAGCUCAUUUUGUUAACCAGGAGUUAUAACUCAAUAUUAAGUCUUGCUCAUUCUUCUCCUUUGAUCUAUAAUUAGCAUGGGAUUAAAUGUCAAAGGGAGAGGAAAUUUAUAAUUUGCUAAACUGGUCAACAACAUUGAAGCUGUUUUCAAUUUAGUCGGUAAAAGGGAUUGAAUCACCACAGCUAGUCCUGGGUUGUAGUGCUUUUAUGAAAAGAUGCCAAGUGGAAAUCUGCACCUUAUAUUUUGACAUCAUUAGUCCAAGCUCUGCAGUGGGACCAGUGUGGCCAUGGGUGCUGUUUAGAGAACAGGCAUAGUCCAAUCCAGCAUUUUAGUUCAGCCAAUCAAUCCCUCAGGAUAUGCUGUAAGUAAUGUGCAUGGCCUUGGAUCACUAGGGCUAUCAGGCAGCUAUUAUGUUCCCUUUUACUUUGGUUCUGCUGUUAUCAUUUAACCACUCAGGAGAACGUGGAGCACCAGAACUUGUGUGACCCUAGUUAAACCCCCUGAGUUUUCCUUGAAUGCUGCAUAGUCUUGAACAACUAGACCUGGGCUGCAAUGGGAAGCAUUUCCAGGCAUCUCCAUGGUUUAAGUGGAUCCUUGACCCACUUGGAGAGCCCACAGUCGGGUGAGUGAGCCCUGGGCAGAGCUGGGUAAUUCAUCCUUAGGAAACUCUAGCCAAUUGUGCCUUUGAGAUUUAGGUCUCAGGAAUCUUGCCAUGUCAGCCUAUCCACAGCCAACUGCCUGCACUCUGGGGAUAGUACAAAAUGAAGCACAUUUCUAAAACAAGUCAGAAAAUUAGUAGACCCCUAUGAGACAGGUGCCAUCUUGCUACAAAAUAAUCAUGAUAGACAUAAUGGUAAUUAUCAUAAUAAUAUCAUUUCCUGGAAUCUAGAGAGUAGGUUUUACCAUGAGUGUGGUGAACAGCCUGGGUGGUUGGCAUUGGAGAAAAAGCAGCAGGUUUAAAAAAUUCAGGAUUGCUUCAUCCACAGCCAUCAAGAUGUGCAGAGGGGCACUGGUGUUUUCUAAAUCAUAGAAUCUAAUGUUUGGAGUUUGCUAAUUCAUAUGUUAUUUUUAGUGAGAUAGACAAUCUGAUCAUGACUCACGAAACAAGAAAUUAUCAUCAAUGUAUUUGUUCUACCAAUAAAGACACCUCAUGUAAUGGUAAUACACUAAGUCACUGUCAAACUUUCCCA
Messenger RNA from Pongo pygmaeus (Bornean orangutan), 10978 nucleotides. RefSeq names its product phosphatidylinositol-3,4,5-trisphosphate dependent Rac exchange factor 2 (gene PREX2). The record is from RefSeq and is a predicted model, not a curated record. Gene Ontology annotation, molecular function: protein binding; GTPase activator activity; guanyl-nucleotide exchange factor activity. Lineage: Eukaryota; Metazoa; Chordata; Mammalia; Primates; Hominidae. The coding region runs from base 451 to 5271 and encodes 1606 amino acids. Gene Ontology annotation, cellular component: plasma membrane. The transcript is spliced from 40 exons. Gene Ontology annotation, biological process: G protein-coupled receptor signaling pathway; positive regulation of GTPase activity; intracellular signal transduction.